Molecule: messenger RNA, 2770 nt
Organism: Oncorhynchus nerka (sockeye salmon)
Lineage: Eukaryota; Metazoa; Chordata; Actinopteri; Salmoniformes; Salmonidae
Gene: fdx1b
Product: ferredoxin 1b
Exons: 4
Coding region: 49-579 (176 amino acids)
Biological process (GO): P450-containing electron transport chain
Molecular function (GO): 2 iron, 2 sulfur cluster binding
Source: RefSeq, a predicted model, not a curated record
GAGGCCCCCUUUACCACUCAGUCCACAAUCGACACGCCACAGGCCAACAUGGCAAGGUGUUUGUAUCUCGGCUCCUUCCUUUUCACUAAGAUGGUCAAUACACCCCGUAUCUCAAUGGGAGUCAAAACUUGCCUCAUUAAAACCUGGACCCCACACAGCCAAGGCAAAGCCAUCACCAUCCACUCGGCCAUACACUCCGACUCUGAAAAGAACAGCUUGUCGGAGGAAAAAGUCAUAAUACACUUUAUUAACCAAGAUGGCAUCAGAACCACCACUGCUGUUACUGAAGGACAGACCCUGUUGGAUGUUGUUGUAAACAAAAACUUGGACAUAAGUGGUUUUGGUGCAUGUGAGGGGACAUUAGCAUGCUCCACCUGUCAUCUCAUUUUUGACAAGACAUUUUAUGAGAAGAUGGAACCAACGGUGGAUGAGGAGAUGGAUAUGCUAGAUCUAGCUUACGGGCUUACCAAGACGUCCCGUCUUGGUUGCCAGGUGACAGUGCAGAAGUGGAUGGAUGGUAUGACUGUCCAAGUGCCCCAAGAGGUGAGGGAUGCUGUGGGAUCUAAAGGCAGCCAGUGAUCCUUCAUGCAACCUUCUACACCUCUCACCUACUGUACCAAGUCUAAUCAUCAUCAUAAUCAAACAUCUCCAGAAACAUAUCACUCAGGACCACUCUGACAUGUAUUUACCCUUUGCCCUACCAAUCAAAUAGCUUCUGUUGGAGAAUCGGUUGUAGCAAUUGCAUAUUACCUGUACUUAGCAUACAAAAUGACCUAAAGUGGCAUGCAUUAUAAAUAGUAAGUUAUUAAAUGUUACAAACAUUGCCUGUAGUUCAAUGACAUGUCACCUAGCAUGCUGGCUUUAUAAAAGGAAACCAUUGGAAAUAUGGAAGCACAUUAAAGUGGACCAUCUUUAUUCAGCAGUUCUCUGCAAAGUGCCUUCAGAAAGUAUUCACACUCCUUGACUUUUUCCUAAAUGUGUUGUGUUACAGCCUGAAUUUAAAAUGGAUUAAAUUGAGAUGUUAUGAAACUGGCCUACACCCAAUACCCCAGAAUGUCAAAGUGGCAUUAUGUUUUUUAAAUUUAAAUUUAUACAAAUGAAUACAUUUUUAAAAGUGAAAUGAGUCAAUAAGUACUUCAAAUCCUUUGUUAUGGCAAGCCUAAAUAAGUUCAGGAGUAAACAUUUGCUUACCAAGUCACAUAAUAAGUAGCAUGGACUCACUCUGUGUUCAACAAUAGUGGUUUUGGAUCACUACCUCAUCUUUGUACCCCACACAUACAAUUAUCUGGAAGGUCCCUCAGUCGAGCAGUGAAUUUCAAACACAGAUUCAACCCCAAAAAAACAGGGAGGUUUUUGAAUGCCUCGCAUUUUAAAAAAGCAGACAUUGAAUAUUCCUUUUGAGUAUGGUGAAGUUAUUAAUUACACUGGUGUAUCAAUACACCCGGUUGCUACAAAGAAACACACGUCAUUCCUAACUCAGUUGCCGGAGAGGAAGGAAACUGCUCAGGGAUUUCACCAUGGGGUCAAUUGUGACUUUAAAACAAUUAGAGAGUUUAAUGGCUGUGAUAGGAGAAAACUGAGGAUGGAUGAAUAACAUUCUAGUUACUCAACAAAACUAACCUAAUUGACAAAGAGAAAGGAAGUAAGCUUGUACAGAAUAAAAAAAUAUCCAAAAUAUUCAUUCUGUUUGCGACAAGUUCUAAAGUAAUACUGUAAAACAUGUGGCAAAGCAAUUAGGUAAAUGUGAUAUUUCUGUAUUUCAUCUUCAAUAAAUGUUCAAAUAUUAAAACAUGCUUUCACUUUGUUAUUAUGGUGUAUUGUGUGUAGAUGGGUGAGUAUUAUUUUUAAUUCCUUUUUAAUUUAGGCUGUAACACAACAAAAUGUGGACUAAGUCAAGGGGAAUGAAUACUUUCUGAAGGCACUUUCUAAACCACAUAAAUUUCCCUUUAAGUAAUUAAAACAACUGUGUUUUCAUCCAACUACAUUGUGUGAAAUUUGACCCACUAAUCUUUGUGCAAAACAAUAAGUUGUUGCAAUUAAUAACCCUGCAUAUUUUAAAUAGGAUGUCUAGAAAGUUGGGACUGAGAAGGCAUGGAAAAACACAUGCAGAGAGUUUUGAGGGCAAACAUGAUUUAUAUAGGUGGUGCAAUAAACAUAGGCAUAUACAGGUUUGUAGCAACUGAUAAUGUAAUAACUGCCAAUAAUGUAAUAGAUGUUGCAUUCAUUAUGUAAUAAAUUGUCAACCUAAUAACGUUAUAUAUCUAAAAAGCUAUUAUUACAUUAUGCAUUGAUGAAUACAUUAUGGAGUGGGUAAAAGCUUUUUCAUUAAUAGUGUAAUAACUUUAACCAAUAAUGUAAUAACAACUUUAAAAAUAAAUACUAAAUCUAUAUUCACUCUUUUUCACGCAUAUCAAGUGUCAUGUAAUAGCUGACUACACACCAAACCACAUUCCUGAGUCGUUAUUUGAUAUUACUAAGGGAAUGUAACCAGUGGGCUAAUGUUGGAGAGCUCAUAUUCAUGUUUCUCAACAGACAUAAACGGGCAGAUCAUGGUAUUUAAAUCCUGACACACUUAGAUAUUGCAGAUAAUACAGUCCCAAAAUGUUGUCAUAUCUACCAGAACAUGUAAAAUGAAGCUGUGAGAGUAACUUUGUAUUAAAACAUUUCUUGUACUGGUUGACCUGAAAAAGUAAAUGUGUAACACUUCCAUAUGUGGCUCAUAAGGGGACUGUAAAGGUAAAUACAUUAAAGUAGUGGAAAAAAACACAGA